CGUGUUCUCUCAAAUUCUCUGAUAAGAAUCAAUGGCGAAGGAAUUUGCAGAGAAAGCUAAAAAAGCUUAUUUAGAAGAUGACUUCGAUGUUGCUGUUGACUUAUACUCCAAAGCCAUUGAGUUGGAUCCCAAUUGCGCAGCCUUCUUCGCCGAUCGUGCUCAGGCCAACAUCAAACUCGAUAACUUCACUGAAGCUGUUGCAGACGCGAACAAAGCCAUUGAGUUACAACCAACAUUGGCAAAAGCCUACCUCAGAAAGGGCACUGCUUGUAUGAAGCUAGAAGAAUAUCGUACUGCUAAAGCAGCCCUGGAAAAGGGCGCUUCUGUUGCACCGAAUGAACCAAAAUUUAAGAAGAUGAUAGAUGAAUGUGAUCUUCGCAUUGCAGUGCCACCAGGUUUGCUUCCACCAGCUCCAACUCCUGCAGCACCUGCCGAGCCGAUGUUCAUACACGAGUUCUACCAGAAACGAGAAGAAGCUGUGGUGGCAAUUUACGCCAAAGGAAUACCAAAGGAGAAUGUAUCUGUCAAGUUUGGUGAGCAGAUUCUGAGUGUUGUCAUUGAUGUUGCCGGAGAGAAAACUUAUCAUCUCCAGGCGAGAUUGUUCGGGAAGAUAAUACCAGAGAAGUGUAGAUAUGAAGUAUUGUCAACCAGAGUUGAGAUCCGUCUUCCAAAAGCUGAGAGAAUCCUGUGGCCAGCCCUUGAAUAUGGCAAAGGGCAAUGUGUUUUGCCCAAACCCUAUGUCUCAUCAGCGUUCUCACAGAGACCAGUGUACCCAUCUUCUAAUCCUAAAAAUGAUAAGUCCAUAAAGAGAAACCACGGAUCUGAUAGUGAAGAUCAUGCCGAUGGAUCUAAGAAAAUAAGGAAGUGCACAACUAUGAAGCAAAAGUCUAAGAAUAAAAUUGAUGAAGAUGAAAAAAUUGAUCAGAAAAAUGAAAUCAUUGAAUUGUCGAGAUCUAUUAAAGAACUGACCGAAGCUGUAAAAAAACUACCGGAAAUUCUAUUAACCAUGUUAAAGGACAGAGAAACAACCCCAGAGGAAAACGAGGAGGAAGAGAUGACGCAUCCGGGAUGUUCUUUGGUAUACGUUUCAUUCGCUUUCAUUAAUCUGAAAAAUGGCCAGGGCGUUGAGAAGGCGUUGAAAUUGCAUUAUUCUGAAUUGGAAGGAAUACCGCUUGUGGUCACGUUGGCUCAAGAGAGACACUUAGGUAAAAUCUAUCACGGGUGUGAGCGUUGUAUGAGUGAAACUUCUGCUCGUAUGGAUCUACCUGAUGAGCCUGAGGUGCACCCAGUUGCUAGGUUUCCGAGAUUAAGCUUUUGUUAAAGGAAUAAGGUAAGUAGUAAAAAAAAAAAAGAGUGGUUAUUGAUUCUUAGGGGAUAAAGUAACUUGCUCUUGUUUCCGUCAUCAAUUCAUGAAUAUUUUUUCUUUUGAUUAUUGCAGUUGGUCAUGUCUAUUACUGCUGCAUCUUCCUUUGCGCGGUUGGUCGUUUUAACGUUGCUGCUCCCGACCAGCUACAUCAAAACUAAAUUUAUUGUCUAAUU
Arabidopsis arenosa is the source of this 1539-nucleotide messenger RNA. NCBI's taxonomy places the organism in Eukaryota, Viridiplantae, Streptophyta, Magnoliopsida, Brassicales, Brassicaceae. The record is from the annotation of a GenBank genome assembly.